AUGUUAAAGUCACAAGAUCUAAGCGACUUGUGUAAACUCAAAAAUCAAAAGUGUAGGGUUAAACGUCACAAUGGAGAAUAUGUUGAUGCAACUGUCAGUGAAAUUCAAGAUGAAAAAGUAACUGUUCUUUUUUAUCAGGAAGGUAAAUUAUAUAAAAAGAAAGUUACUCUUUUAGAUUUUCAAAUUUGGAAUUCUUUUUCGUUAAAUGAUUUGAAAGAUAGUGAUAACAGAGUUCAAGAUGACAAUAAUGAUGAAGAAAAAAGUGAUAUUGAAAAAUAUAAGUCAUUGACAGAGGAAAAUGAAUUUUUUUAA
This is a messenger RNA of Strongyloides ratti, 312 nucleotides long. RefSeq lists its product as hypothetical. The transcript is spliced from 2 exons. The record is from RefSeq and is a predicted model, not a curated record. The coding region runs from base 1 to 312 and encodes 103 amino acids. NCBI's taxonomy places the organism in Eukaryota, Metazoa, Nematoda, Chromadorea, Rhabditida, Strongyloididae.